This is a messenger RNA of Catharus ustulatus (Swainson's thrush), 3690 nucleotides long. It is a transcript of the gene CASK, whose product is annotated as calcium/calmodulin dependent serine protein kinase. Lineage: Eukaryota; Metazoa; Chordata; Aves; Passeriformes; Turdidae. Gene Ontology annotation, biological process: regulation of neurotransmitter secretion; protein phosphorylation. Bases 83 to 2863 code for a protein of 926 amino acids. Gene Ontology annotation, cellular component: cell-cell junction; plasma membrane; basolateral plasma membrane. The record is from RefSeq and is a predicted model, not a curated record. The transcript has 27 exons. Gene Ontology annotation, molecular function: ATP binding; signaling receptor binding; protein kinase activity.
GGUGGCGGUGGGCGCUGAGCGGCGGGGGAGCCGGGCGUCCCCGGGGCCGCCGCCUCUCGGGCUGAGCCCCCCCGCCCGGACCAUGGCCGACGACGACGUGCUGUUCGAGGACGUGUACGAGCUCUGCGAGGUGAUCGGCAAGGGUCCCUUCAGCGUCGUGCGGCGAUGCAUCAACAGGGAGACAGGGCAGCAGUUCGCUGUGAAGAUCGUCGAUGUAGCAAAAUUCACUUCAAGUCCUGGAUUAAGCACAGAAGAUCUGAAGAGAGAAGCCAGUAUUUGUCACAUGCUGAAGCAUCCUCACAUUGUUGAACUGUUGGAGACAUACAGCUCAGAUGGAAUGCUUUAUAUGGUCUUCGAGUUUAUGGAUGGAGCAGACCUGUGUUUUGAAAUUGUGAAGAGAGCAGAUGCUGGAUUUGUCUACAGCGAGGCUGUAGCCAGUCAUUACAUGAGGCAGAUACUGGAAGCUCUACGUUACUGUCAUGAUAAUAAUAUAAUUCACAGAGAUGUGAAGCCACACUGUGUACUGCUUGCCUCUAAAGAGAAUUCAGCCCCAGUAAAGCUUGGUGGCUUUGGGGUAGCAAUUCAGUUAGGAGAAUCUGGGCUAGUUGCUGGAGGACGUGUAGGAACACCUCACUUCAUGGCUCCAGAAGUGGUAAAAAGAGAACCAUAUGGGAAGCCUGUAGAUGUCUGGGGUUGUGGUGUGAUCCUGUUUAUCCUGCUAAGCGGUUGUUUGCCUUUUUAUGGAACCAAGGAAAGAUUAUUUGAAGGCAUUAUUAAAGGCAAAUACAAGAUGAAUCCUAGGCAAUGGAGCCAUAUUUCUGAAAGUGCCAAAGAUCUGGUGCGCCGCAUGCUUAUGCUGGAUCCAGCAGAAAGGAUAACAGUGUAUGAAGCACUGAAUCACCCCUGGUUAAAGGAGAGAGAUCGCUAUGCAUACAAGAUUCAUCUUCCAGAAACAGUAGAACAAUUGAGAAAAUUCAAUGCAAGACGAAAACUAAAGGGGGCAGUACUAGCAGCUGUGUCAAGCCACAAAUUCAACUCCUUCUAUGGUGACCCCCCUGAAGAGCUGCCAGACUUCUCUGAAGACCCCACCUCCUCAGGACUUCUAGCAGCAGAAAGAGCAGUCUCACAGGUGCUGGACAGCCUGGAAGAAAUUCAUGCACUUACAGACUGCAGUGAAAAAGAUUUAGAUUUUCUUCACAGUGUUUUCCAGGAUCAACAUCUUCACACGUUACUAGAUCUUUAUGACAAAAUAAACACAAAAUCUUCACCACAAAUCAGGAAUCCUCCAAGUGAUGCUGUACAGAGAGCCAAAGAGGUAUUGGAAGAAAUUUCAUGUUACCCAGAGAACAAUGAUGCAAAGGAGCUAAAGCGUAUUUUAACACAACCUCAUUUCAUGGCCUUACUUCAAACUCAUGAUGUAGUGGCACAUGAAGUUUACAGUGACGAAGCUCUGAGAGUUACCCCUCCUCCCACCUCGCCCUACCUGAACGGGGACUCGCCGGAGAGCGCCAACGGCGACAUGGACAUGGAGAACGUCACGCGCGUCCGCCUGGUGCAGUUCCAGAAGAACACAGACGAGCCCAUGGGAAUCACUUUAAAAAUGAAUGAGCUGAACCACUGCAUUGUGGCAAGAAUUAUGCACGGAGGAAUGAUUCACCGGCAAGGUACGCUACAUGUAGGAGAUGAAAUCAGAGAGAUAAACGGAAUCAGUGUGGCAAAUCAAACUGUAGAACAACUACAAAAAAUGCUUAGGGAAAUGCGUGGAAGUAUUACCUUCAAGAUAGUGCCAAGUUAUCGCACGCAGUCUUCAUCCUGUGAGAGAGAUUCCCCCUCUACAUCCAGACAGUCCCCCGCUAAUGGUCAUAGCAGCACUAACAAUUCUGUUUCGGACUUGCCAUCGACAACACAACCAAAAGGAAGACAGAUCUAUGUAAGAGCACAAUUUGAAUAUGAUCCAGCAAAGGAUGACCUCAUUCCUUGCAAAGAAGCUGGCAUCAGAUUCCGAGUUGGUGAUAUUAUCCAAAUCAUUAGCAAAGAUGAUCAUAACUGGUGGCAGGGUAAACUUGAGAACUCCAAAAACGGUACUGCAGGUCUUAUUCCCUCUCCUGAACUUCAGGAAUGGCGAGUUGCUUGUAUUGCCAUGGAGAAGACCAAACAGGAGCAACAGGCCAGCUGUACUUGGUUUGGAAAGAAAAAAAAGCAGUACAAAGACAAAUAUUUGGCAAAGCACAAUGCAGUGUUUGAUCAAUUAGAUCUCGUCACAUAUGAAGAAGUAGUAAAGCUGCCAGCAUUCAAAAGGAAAACACUAGUCCUACUAGGUGCACACGGUGUCGGAAGAAGACACAUAAAAAACACACUCAUCACAAAACAUCCGGACAGAUUCGCGUACCCCAUUCCUCACACAACCAGACCUCCAAAGAAAGAUGAAGAAAAUGGCAAAAAUUACUACUUUGUAUCACAUGACCAAAUGAUGCAGGAUAUAUCAAACAAUGAAUAUUUGGAAUAUGGCAGCCAUGAGGAUGCAAUGUAUGGGACAAAACUGGAAACAAUACGAAAGAUCCAUGAGCAGGGACUAAUUGCAAUACUUGAUGUAGAACCUCAGGCGUUGAAGGUCCUGAGAACUGCAGAGUUUGCUCCUUUUGUUGUUUUUAUUGCUGCACCUACAAUUACCCCAGGCAUUAAUGAGGAUGAAUCCCUUCAGCGCCUGCAGAAGGAAUCCGAAAUCUUACAGAGAACAUAUGCACACUACUUUGACCUAACAAUUAUCAACAAUGAGAUUGAUGAAACCAUCAGGCACCUGGAGGAAGCCAUCGAGCUCGUGUGUACAGCCUCCCAGUGGGUCCCGGUCUCCUGGGUCUACUAGACUGGGAAUGAGAGAAUUGAGGAGAAAAAAAAAAACAAAAACAAACAAAUCUGUCAUUACUGGGAACCACCUCAUAACAUGGAAAACCUCUUCGUUAUUGACCUUGUGUCAACAGGUCUUGGCCCCUAGAGACUACCUAGAUGUAGUGUGACCUAAAAUAUAAUUAUUGUCAUGUCCGAAUAGAUAGGAGGAGGGGGAAAAAAAGAUGAAACACUAAUUUAAAGAGACAGUAUCUUUUUUUUAAUCAUUUCUCCUAAACUUUAAUAAAAUGUAUCUUUAAAUGUAUGUAUUAUUCAGUCCUUUGGAAUGUUAUAUUUUUGGAAAUCAUAGCUUUUUAUUUCAAGGGCCCCUAAAAACUGCACAAAAUAGAUGCUGCUUUCUAUAAUCUAUUUUAAUAGUAAUAAUAAUAUGAUUCUGUUACCUUAACUUGGGGGUGGAACACUACAUUCUUUUUAGAGUCUGAUUUUAUGGAUUGGAAUACUUUGGUUUCCUUUAUUUAUUUGAAGUAAUUAGUCUAGUGGUUACGAAACAAAUUCAUAAAUUUUAAAGGCCUUUUUUUUCCGCGCUUUUUUUUUUUUUUUUCUCUCCUAGGAUAGCAUUUUUAAGUACUUUUGUGUAACAUCCAGAUAAUGUGAUACUGUCUCUUUGAAGAACUCUGUAAAAGUUUUAGAAAUUUGAAAUUGGGUCUUGACUCUUAAUGCAUGUGGACAGUCGCAAGCGUUCAUGCCGUUGGUGUAUCUGUGUUGAUAAAACCUGUAAUCUACAGCAAAGUACAUUCCGUUCAUGGGAACACGUACCCAAGGGAAUAAAGCAAAAUAUUAUUCUGA